AUGGGGCUUCUUUUCUUUGUUAGUUACUUUGCAUUACUCGCCGCUUUCGCCUUCGUGACUCUGUCGCUGGCGAGCGGUCUUCUGUAUGUUUCAGAGCUCAUAGAAGAGCAUUCUCGACUGGCCAAGCUGAUUGGCCAAAGAAGCAUUUAUGUGAUUAUGGUGCUUCACGUUGUAUUCUACUUCACCGACUCGUUACCCCUGCUCCAAAUGCUGUUUUCACUGGCAUGCCAUAUCGUCUACCUCCAAAACUUCUCCUCCACAUGGCCCCUCAUCUCGCUCACCUCGCUAACUUUCCUGGCAUCGUGUGUCCUCGUCAUUGCUGACCAUUUCAUAUGGUUCUUCUACUUUGCUCGCCUGACGAGCGAAGCGAGGCAUCUGAAGGCUUACCGGGGGAUAAAUAGUUACGCUCCGGGCUUCACUGAAAUCGCCACCUUUUUCGGCAUCUGCGUCUGGUUCACUCCCUUGUUCCUGUUUCUGAGUCUGAGCGCCAAUGACAAUGCUCUUCCUGUAGCCGCAAUCGAACCGAGCUCGCCGGUACCAGGUUCAGCGAUACGAACUAGCCCACCACGCACCUCCCUCAUCCGCUCCAUGUUCUCGGCUUUCUCUAUCGAUGGUAUCCCACGUAUAAGAGGAAGACCAGCGCGGAAAGACACCUCCGAAGGAAUCCUUGCUCCCCAUUCCCCCACGCCUAUACUUUCUCCACUGCCACAUCGACCUGCAUCGCCCUCUCUCCGAGCAACACCAUAUCCUCCGCCGCCACCUCGGUCACCAGGCCCACGUGUUCAAGAAAUUAACGUACCACAUUCAUUGCAGAAUGCCGCUACUAAUUUCAAGUUGGACACUCCUCCAAGGCGUACGGCACCAUCACGACAAGGAACUGGGGAUUCGUUGGGAUUAGGUAUAACCAUGAGGAGAACGGCUAGCUCAAUGGGUCAAGACGACUGA
This is a messenger RNA of Cyclocybe aegerita, 945 nucleotides long. Lineage: Eukaryota; Fungi; Basidiomycota; Agaricomycetes; Agaricales; Hemipholiotaceae. The record is from the annotation of a GenBank genome assembly.